AUGCUUGCGAAAAGCCGGAGGACACCGGCGGUAGUUGACGAUGAUGACACCUCAAGCUCCCACUGGGGCUUCUUCACCUGGUUCAUUAUCAUUGCUUUCUUGGGCAUCGCCGGCUACCUCAUCUUCUCAUCCUGGAUCAACUUCACGCGCUACGGCGCUCGAGGCUGGGAUCUUCUCCCCCACAGCGACACCAUCCGCGAUAUUCCUUAUCUACUUAAGGAUUGGAUCCGCCGCGUUCUCAACACGGUGCAGGGAACAGGAAGUCGAGGAGGAUACAGCGCGGUCUAG
Messenger RNA from Fusarium verticillioides 7600, 288 nucleotides. RefSeq lists its product as hypothetical. The coding region runs from base 1 to 288 and encodes 95 amino acids. NCBI's taxonomy places the organism in Eukaryota, Fungi, Ascomycota, Sordariomycetes, Hypocreales, Nectriaceae. The transcript is spliced from 2 exons. The record is from RefSeq and is a predicted model, not a curated record.